AUGGACCGAGCGUCAACGUCCGUGCUGCGCAACCCGAGCCUCCUAUGCGAGAUCGCAGCGUACCAGACCGGUCUGCGAUGGGCGGUAGCCCGCCACUUGCGCGCGGCAAGGCCGCGGCCCACGAGCACCGUCCAGGAGCAGCUCUGCCUCCGUAGCAGCCGCGACCCCCACUACGCGUUCCACCAGCUCAUCGCGGACGGCCACCUCGUCGGCGUCCGCGACCUCCUUCCGUACUAUGAUAGCGACCGCGCCAUGGACGUUGCGGCGAUCUGGGGCCAGCUGCCCGUGCUCAUGUACUUGCAUCUGCGCGGCCACGCCGGCUGCACGUCGCGGACGAUGGACUAUGCAGCGGCCUAUGGCCACGUCGCCUGCCUCGCAUUUCUCCAUGCCCACCGAGGCGAAGGCUGCUCCCAGCAGGCGCUGACGUACGCGGCAGCCGGCGGGCACGUCGAGUGCGUCGAGUUCCUCUUGGCGCAUCCACCGACACCGCGCUGGGCCUACCUGCACCAGGCCGAGGCCAUGGCCAGACGCAACCAGCACUGGCGCGUCGUCGCCAUUCUGCAGCGGCUCUCGCCCGCGCCGCCCACCAAGAAGCACUGGUAUCAAGUGCUGCUCUCGAGUCCCUCGUAA
Saprolegnia parasitica CBS 223.65 is the source of this 630-nucleotide messenger RNA. RefSeq lists its product as hypothetical. The transcript is spliced from 4 exons. Gene Ontology annotation, molecular function: protein binding. The record is from RefSeq and is a predicted model, not a curated record. The coding region runs from base 1 to 630 and encodes 209 amino acids. Lineage: Eukaryota; Oomycota; Saprolegniomycetes; Saprolegniales; Saprolegniaceae.